CCCCGGGAUGGUCUGGAGGGGAUAUACGUUGUUGACUAACAUUAUUGAGCAGACUACUUGAUUUUGUGCUCUUGGGGAUAUUCAUUAUUAGCCUGGUGAAGCAGCGAGGCCCACUUCCACCACAACCAGGCGUAUAUGCCUCGGCCCCAGUCUAUGCGCCGCCUCCGGUACGUCCAACAUCUUCCUCUAACCCCAGACUUCCCGAGGUUUCGUGUCUAAUAUUAUCGCAGCACUUCAUGCCACAGCCGCCUGUUCAGCAGGUCCAGCCUCAUUACUCCUACGGACAUUAUCAGUACCAAGCCGUCCCGACUGUGCCCGCCACAGACCAGAAGCCCCCGGCCCAGACACAGACAUCACCGGCCAAGCAAAGCUACAACGCCCAAAACCGCAUUGACGUGAUACGCCGUCUCUGCGCCCUACAGCAUCCCGAUGGGCACUGGGACCACUCCCCCGAGUUGGCGGAGCUCGUCAGGUUUUGGGGCGGGCGCGAGGUCAUGGCGCCCGCCCACGGCGUGACUGCGCUCACCCACGCCUGUCUGAUGGAUCUUUGCAACUUCGUCUGGACCGCACAGCGCGAGGGGAGAGAGCAGCAAAUGCUCAGCUCGCCCGAGCUGAUUAGUCUGCAGAGCAUCAACUGGGACUUGGGGUGGGCCAAAAACGCGUUGGACCGCGCAGGUGUUUGGAUGGGGAUGGGCGUGGCGGCUGGAGGGUACAGUAGGUAAGGGGUUGGCGGUUACAGGUAGCGAUUCACGGGAUAUUUUGGGCUAUCAGUGGGUUCUCUGGGGGGCACUGGAAAUUCGGGUUUGUCUCCGCAGGCGUUUUCGGAUGGGUCUUCUCUUUUGA
Molecule: messenger RNA, 843 nt
Organism: Canariomyces notabilis
Lineage: Eukaryota; Fungi; Ascomycota; Sordariomycetes; Sordariales; Chaetomiaceae
Exons: 1
Coding region: 237-722 (161 amino acids)
Source: RefSeq, a predicted model, not a curated record